AUGGCACCAUCUCAAACCCAAGAAGAAAACUCCACAGCCUCCAAGAGCUCCGACCUCUUAAAGCACUCCAAAGAAGAGUCAGUUCUUACAGAGAAGGACCGCAAGGGACUUGUCUUCACCGACAAACACAGCUCCCCCGAUGUGUAUAUAAACUGCAACAAGGAUAGCCUAUGGCAUCCCUGGACGGGUACUUUAGAGCUUAAGCCUCUCCGCUUUGAGACUCGAUCUGGUAGCUUCGUCAUAGGGUUACGCACCCCUGUGGAUUGUUGGCUUGGAAAGCACAGACACCGAGGAACCGUAACAGCAGUUACAAUGUCAGGUAACUGGAGAUACAAAGAAUACGACUGGGUAGCAGGACCCGGUGACUAUGUCGUCGAGAACCCCGGCACGAUCCAUACACUGUUUAUGGGAGCUGGGUCUGAGGUGAUUUUCACCAUCACGGGCAGUCUUGAAUUCUUCAACGAUGAUGAUAGUUUGAAGGAGACAAUGGAUAUUUUCAGUUUCGCGCAGUUGUAUUACGAUCACUGCGAGGAAAAGGGUGUUGAACCCAACAAGGGUCUGUGGUAUUAG
Messenger RNA from Fusarium venenatum, 570 nucleotides. RefSeq names its product RmlC-like cupin domain-containing protein. The record is from RefSeq and is a predicted model, not a curated record. Lineage: Eukaryota; Fungi; Ascomycota; Sordariomycetes; Hypocreales; Nectriaceae.